Molecule: messenger RNA, 1092 nt
Organism: Baudoinia panamericana UAMH 10762
Lineage: Eukaryota; Fungi; Ascomycota; Dothideomycetes; Mycosphaerellales; Teratosphaeriaceae
Product: glycoside hydrolase family 5 protein
Exons: 1
Biological process (GO): glucan catabolic process
Cellular component (GO): cell surface; extracellular region
Molecular function (GO): beta-glucosidase activity
Source: RefSeq, a predicted model, not a curated record
CUCAGUACGGGGUUGCCACAUCCUUUUCGUGGCGUCAAUAUCGGCAGCUGGCUGGUGCUCGAGAAAUGGAUGACACCCGACGUAUUCUCUGGAACCAAUACUACGGAUCAGUUCACGUUCGAUUCGAUCGAGAAUGGGAAAGCAAAGCUACAACAUCACUGGGAGACGUUCUUCACGGAGAAUGACAUGGCACAGAUAGCCACGUGGGGUCUCAAUGCCGUCCGCAUACCCAUCGGCUACUGGGCGUACGACAACACGGGCACCCGGUACAUUAGCGGUGCAGAUGCUUAUCUCGAGCAGGCAAUCGGCUGGGCUCGCAAGCACGGCAUUAAGGUACUUGUUGACUGCCACGGCUCGCCUGGUUCUCAGAAUGGGUUCGACAACAGCGGUCAAGCCGGUAGCAUUAAUUGGCAGUCGGGCGAUAAUCUGCAACGAAGCAUUGACAUUCUCGUUACAAUGGCGAAGAAGUACGGCUCAGUGGACUAUGCCGAUGUCGUGUUCGCACUCGAGAUUGUCAAUGAGCCUGCUUCGUGGGCUCCGAAUGACUUCAGUGUAACACAACAAUGGGCGCAGCAAGCAUACAGCGCUGUCAAGGGCGCCUCGACCAAUCCUAAUUUAAUCGUUGUUAUGCACGACAGCUUCGAAGGACCUGCAUUGUGGCAGACCAUUGGUGCUGCCAUCAACGGCCCAAACACAACAUACACGGAUUCGCAUUUCGCUCUUGAUGUACACCUCUACCAGAACAUGAUGCCAGAUGAUUCGAAACUCACACAGCCACAACACAUCAACAAGGCAUGUUCCGACUGGAGUACAACCGAGUUUCUCUCUCCAGACUCGCAUCUCCCAGUCUUUGUUGGCGAGUUCAGUGCCGCAACCAACAUUUGCGUGAACCCGGAUAACAGCACCAUCGGCGGAUCUGAAUGCACGAUUGAUGGGUGUCAAUGCCUCUCCAACGUCCCCAUGGAGGAUUGGUCGGCAGGAGCUAAAGUCUGGACGCGGAAGUUCUUCGAGGCGCAAAUGCUGACAUUUGAGCGGCAUGGAGCCGGAUGGUUUUUGUGGUCGUACAAAGUUCCUGACGGAGGAGCAUGGUCG